Molecule: messenger RNA, 2639 nt
Organism: Oncorhynchus masou masou (cherry salmon)
Lineage: Eukaryota; Metazoa; Chordata; Actinopteri; Salmoniformes; Salmonidae
Product: C1q-related factor-like
Exons: 2
Coding region: 402-1211 (269 amino acids)
Molecular function (GO): protein binding
Source: RefSeq, a predicted model, not a curated record
CCCACCUCUUGUUUUCCCCCAACCCUGAGUCAUAUACAUUUGAGUCAGCGGUGAGUGUGAGUGCAUUUUGCUCCUUCUCUUCCUCUUGCUUCCUCUUCUUUUUAUAUCUGUCUUCCUCUGUCUCUCUUUCUCCAUCCUUCUCUCUCUUCUCUCUCUGAUUUUGAUCUCUGUCUACCCCUUCCCACAAAAUUUUUCACUCUCAUCCUCCUCUUCUCCCUCUGCUCCCUCACUCACGCGCUGUCUUGCGUCUCUCCCGGGAAUCCUAAGCGCAUCCCUGGUCUCGAAGGUGGACGGCGGCCCACUACCCAGGAGCCACCAUUCCCGCCCCGGAGAGCUCCACGCUGGCAGCGCAGCCCCUUCCGCGGCUCAGCAUUGGGAGGAAGACCCUGGUGGCAGCCGCCAUGGGGGUCAUGCUAGUCCUGGUGCUGGUGGUCCUCAUCCCCGUUCUGGUCAGCUCAGUGGGCACAGACGACGCCAGCCACUUUGAGAUGCUAGGCACCUGCCGCAUGGUGUGCGAUCCCUAUCUGGACUCAGGGGGCACAGGGAAAGCUACCUCCACCACGGGCCUCCAGGCGGAAGCAGAGGCUGAGGAGCUGAUUGACCACAGCAUCGGCCCGCCGCUGCCCACCUAUGGUGGCCAUGGUUCACAGGGAAAGCCUGGACGGCCUGGGAAACCCGGACCCCCGGGACCACCCGGAGAGCCCGGUCCGCCUGGGCCCAAAGGACCUCCAGGGGACAGAGGAGACGCUUUGAAGACGGGGUUACUGGGUCUGGGGGGCCAAGGAGCCAUCGCCACAGCCACCUACAGCACCACGCCACGGGUGGCUUUCUCUGCGGGACUCCGGAACCCCCAGGAGGGUUACGAGGUCCUGAAGUUUGACGAUGUGGUCACCAACCUGGGGGAUAACUACGACAGCUCGCUUGGCAAGUUCACGUGCAAGAUCCCCGGCACCUACUUCUUCAUCUACAAUGUGCUGAUGAGGGGAGGGGAUGGCACCAGCAUGUGGGCGGACCUGAUGAAGAACGGUCUGGUCAGGGCCAGUGCCAUAGCCCAAGACCAGGACCAGAGUUAUGACUACGCCAGCAACAGUGUCAUCCUUCAUUUGGAUGCCGGGGAUGCAGUCUUCAUCAAACUGGACGGGGGCAAGGCCCAUGGGGGCAACAGCAACAAAUACAGCACCUUCUCAGGGUUCAUCCUCUAUGCUGACUGAUUAGGGGGUCGUAGGUCAUGGUUUACAGGGCAUUCACUUCCUGUCUUUCACUCCUCACUCUCAUUCAUUCUCCAUAUAGAGUUCCAUUUUUUUUAUGGGGUGCCUAUUAUCAUUGUGAAGAUGCAGGGAGGUCUAUUGACAAUAGUGGUUCACUUAUGGUUGUUCUUUCAGUUAUGACGCUGAUGUAAGGGUGACUUUUUGACAGUGCAGAAAAGCAGCGCUGUUGUCAACCUAAACCUGCAUCACUUCAAAUGUACGUCUGGAAUUCAAUGGUUACGUGACUGUAUUGCGUAUCAAUAAUCUCCAUCGUUCAGACCUGGGUUCAAAUAGUACUGUUUUCCUUCAAAAACUUGAGCUCCCCUGGUACAGUGGAAUGAAUUGAAUCUUGAAUUGAAUCUUAAAAGUGCAUCUGUCACUAAAGACAGUCUCAAUCAAAUGCUCAAAGUCUUUCAAAAGAUACUAAUAUUAAUUCAACCCUGGUCUGAUAUUGUUACAUGGUAAACCCACAUUAAAGGGAUAGUUCCACCAAAUUACAAAAUAGAUAUGUUUUUCCUUUCCCUGUAAGCAGUCUUUGGAGACAGCAAUCCAUGCUUUGGUUUUGUUUACCAGGCUGCGGUCACCAAUUGCUACCUUUAGUAUUUUUGUCCAAAAACCAUGUCAGAUUAAUGUCACGCCAAUGUCUGCCAAAUUAGCAUGUUUUACACUUCAUACCCAAAUCAACGACUGUUUACAGGGUAAGGAAGUCACGUUUAUAUUUUGGGUGAAUUAUGCUACUAGCUUACAAGUAUUGGUAAAAACAAAUAGUAUUUUUUGACACUAGCAUUGCUUUUUCACGUUGUCAAAAUUGAGAUCCAUUGGGUCUCUUUAUGUUAGAGCAAUUUAGGAAUUAAGACACGUGUCAUUAAACCGACUGAGAUUUUUAACCCAGUGUUGUCUGAUGAAUAAGAUAUCUUGUAAUAGUACAUUUUUAAAUAUUAUUCAUUUAUUUCUAUGUAAAUAAAUAUCAAUGUGCAAACACCAUUGGAGCCAGAGUUCGGGUCAAUUCAAAAUGAAGGCCUUCAACACAGAAACUAAACUGAAAUUCCCAUUCAAUAAUUGAAAAAAGGGCCUCUAUUUUUACUGAAUUCUCAAUAAACUAAAAAGUAGAAGCUAUUUAUUCCAUAAGUGGUUAAGUUUUAGAAUUGUUUAUUCAAAUCACUUCCUGAAUUGAGUGCUUUCAAUUCGAAUUGACGCCAACACUGAUUGGAGCAGUGCCUGUACUGCACUUAUAACCCUGUGUGUAUAUAAAUAAAAUUAUAGUGUACAUAGACUGACCAGGCGAAUCCAGGUGAAAGUUCUGAUCCCUUAUUGAUGUCACCUGUUAAAUCCACUUCAGUCAAUGUAGAUGAAUGAGAGGAGACAGGUUAAAGAAGGAUGUUUACGUCUCGA